GGUUUCGGGGAGGUGGGUGGGGUGUGGAGCGGGACUUGGAGCCGCCGCCGCCGCCGCCGCCACCUCCCACAGAUCCUGCCUCGUCCCCGGUGCUGCUGGGACGAUGCGGCCGGGGCCGGGAGGCUGCUGUUGCCGCCGCCCGGUGCGGGCGAACGGCUGCGUGGCGAACGGGGAAGUGCGGAACGGGUACGUGAGGAGCAGCGCCGUUGUCUCCGCCGCCGCUGCCGCCUCGGGCCAGAUCCAUCAUGUUACACAAAAUGGAGGGCUGUAUAAAAGACCAUUUAAUGAAGCUUUUGAAGAGACCCCCAUGCUGGUUGCAGUACUUACAUAUGUGGGCUACGGAGUUCUCACCCUCUUCGGGUAUCUUCGAGAUUUCUUGAGGCAUUGGAGAAUUGAAAAGUGUCAUCAUGCAACAGAGAGAGAAGAACAAAAGGACUUUGUGUCAUUGUAUCAGGAUUUUGAAAACUUCUACACAAGGAAUCUCUACAUGAGGAUAAGGGACAACUGGAAUCGGCCAAUCUGCAGUGUGCCUGGAGCCAAGGUGGACAUCAUGGAGAGGCAGUCUCAUGAUUAUAACUGGUCUUUCAAGUAUACAGGGAAUAUAAUCAAAGGUGUUAUAAACAUGGGUUCCUACAACUAUCUUGGAUUUGCCCAGAAUACUGGCUCAUGUCCAGAAGCAGCUGCCAAAACCCUAGAGGAGUACGGAGUCGGCGUGUGCAGCACUCGGCAGGAGAUUGGAAACCUGGACAAACAUGAAGAACUAGAGAAACUUGUAGCAAGAUUCUUGGGAGUAGAAGCUGCUAUGGCAUAUGGCAUGGGAUUUGCAACAAAUUCAAUGAACAUUCCUGCUCUUGUUGGCAAAGGUUGCCUGAUUCUGAGUGAUGAGCUGAACCAUGCAUCGCUGGUUCUCGGAGCCAGACUGUCCGGAGCAACCAUUCGGAUCUUCAAACACAACAAUAUGCAAAGCUUGGAGAAGCUGUUGAAAGAUGCCAUUGUUUAUGGUCAGCCCAGGACACGAAGGCCCUGGAAGAAAAUUCUCAUCCUAGUGGAAGGAAUAUAUAGCAUGGAGGGAUCAAUAGUUCGCCUUCCUGAAGUGAUUGCUCUCAAGAAGAAGUACAAGGCUUACUUGUACCUGGAUGAGGCGCACAGCAUCGGGGCCCUGGGCCCCACGGGCCGAGGGGUGGUGGAGUACUUCGGCCUGGAUCCCGAGGAUGUGGACGUCAUGAUGGGGACAUUCACCAAGAGCUUUGGAGCCUCUGGAGGAUAUAUCGGAGGCAAGAAGGAGCUGAUUGACUACCUGCGCACGCAUUCGCACAGUGCUGUGUACGCCACGUCGCUGUCGCCGCCUGUGGUGGAGCAGAUCAUCACCUCCAUGAAGUGUAUCAUGGGCCACGAUGGCACAAACCUCGGCAAAGAGUGUGUGCAGCAGUUAGCUGAAAACACCAGGUAUUUCAGGCGACGCCUGAAGGAGAUGGGCUUCAUCAUCUAUGGGAAUGAAGAUUCUCCAGUGGUGCCCUUGAUGCUCUACAUGCCAGCCAAGAUAGGUGCGUUUGGACGGGAGAUGCUGAAGCGGAACAUUGGUGUGGUUGUGGUAGGAUUUCCUGCGACCCCAAUUAUUGAGUCCAGAGCCAGGUUUUGUCUCUCAGCAGCUCAUACCAAAGAAAUCCUUGAUACUGCGUUAAAGGAAAUAGAUGAAGUUGGGGACCUGUUGCAGUUGAAGUACUCCCGCCAUCGGUUGGUGCCUCUCCUGGACAGGCCCUUUGACGAGACUACCUAUGAAGAAUGGGAAGACUGAGCCUUUUUGGUGCUCCCUCGCCCAGGACAGUGUGUGGCCCUUCUGAGCCAGCUCCAGCAACCACGCUUCUGUGGCCACCUCACGUGAAAGACAUUUCCUCACCUGUCGAUGGUGACUGCCUCCACUCCACAUGACGACUUGUAAAUAGUAAAAAACUGCGUCAUCUCCCCUUCCCUUGCUACACCUCCCCUUUACAAACUGAGGUGACUCACUUUGCUCUUUUGUCCAUUAAAAAAUGUUUUAUUUUAUAACCCUUCUACUUGUGAGAUCACGCUGAGCCCAGUCUUUGGCUAACCGCAUAGGCUACUGCCGCCCUCAGUCACCCACGAGCAUGGGCCCAUGGAGAGGCCUGGCCCCGCCGCCCUCCUCCCCAGGGAGCAAGUGCCUUCCACUUACUUCCCAUCCAGGCCUCUGAGCUUACACACCUUGGCAUCUUGGUUUAACUAGUCAAGCAACCAGCCAAAGUAUUCUUUUUCUUCUAAGCUCAGCUUUUUCAGAAAGAUAGGGAAAAGCAAUGCUGAAAGAGUCUGUGUGCAGUUCCCCCACCAGGGCCUCCCAGGGCUGUGGGCUUCCUCCACUGUCUUCACCAUCAGCUGCUGCUUUUCGGUGGUCACAGUUGGGGGUAUGUGCAGAGUCGGGGACCUGCCUGGACUGUGGAAUCCCGUGCUGAAAGCAUCCUUGUGAAAGCACUUGUGGGCCACCCUGGUGAUGUACCUACCUGCAGGUCUGUGCUUAGGACAUCCUGCUGCUUUCUGCUUGGCCAAAUGCUGACAGCCUCGGGUUGGAGCUCGGUCCAGAUUAGGACUUAAGCUACUAAAGGAAAAUGGUAGUGAAUCCUCUGCUCAGACACAAUUUGUCAUGUUCCCAUUUAAGGAUUAAACUUACUAAAUAACUUAGCCCUUUUGGAAGCUAAUAAUCCACUUACAUAUGCUAGUUCUCUUUUAUUCUUGGUGUUCCAAGACAGUUUUAACUCAGCAUCCAGAGCUAGGUUCUACCAGUCCUUCUGGUUCUGUUUUUUUUGUUUUGUUUUCCUUUUUCUCUGAGGAAUUUUCAACAUUUUGCUCAGCUAGGAGAGCCUGUUUUUUUGACUGUAACUAGGCCAGGGGACUUCUUUCAGAAAGCUUUAUACUGUGUGACCAAAGAACAAAUCUGAAAAUCACCCCUUUGAGGUUCUUUCUGUUGACCAAAGCUUAAGUGAACAAAAUUUCUGGCUUCAUUGUACCCUAGAUCAGCUUGUGUUUUUGUAGGAGACGGGUUAGAAAGACAAGAGAAAGCCAUGUGUGAGUCAUUUCCCACAUCUCUGUUUUUGAGAUUGGUCCUUUCCAUGUCUUCCAUCUAAGUUAUUUUUCAGUCACUCUUGACUUCUGAGAGCUUUAAGCUCUUGAGGUAGUCAGAUUUUGUUUUGCUUUUCAAAGAACAAGAAAAACCCAGAAGAGACCUGAACAAAUUAUAAUAAAAACAUUGUGGUGCCUGAAUAGUCCUGUAAGAUCAAAUACCUUGCUCACGCUUUCUUCACAUCCAGUCCUCACUUUAGAAUCCCACUGAAGUACCGGGUUGCUUUAGCACUGCAGCCACUGCCCGUGGGACAGCUGUAGGACUUGCCAAAGUCACAAACUUUAAGCAGUGACCUUGCCUUCUGGUCUUAUUUUGGCUUUAAAAUACUUUGUUGGUGAUUUGUUUCAGGAUAAACUGAAUUAAAUUGCCAGUUUAUUUUGAAGAGACAACUGCUCACAGGACCUAUCCAGAUCUUCUAUAUUCUCUAGAGGAUAGAUUUAAGAAAAAUUUUACUUAUUUGAAAGGCAGAGUUUAGAGAAAAAGGAGAGACAGAUUUUUCAACCUUUGAUUCACUCUCCAGAUGGCCACAGUAGCCAGGUUCUGGGCCAGGAUGAAGCUAGGAGCUUGAAACUCCAUCUGGAUUUCUCAGGUGGAUAAAGGGACUGAAAGACUUGGGUCAUGUGUUGCUGCCUCCUAGGUACGGUAGCAAGGAGCUGGGUCAGAAGCAGUGCCAAGGACUCAAAUUGCUGCUCCCAUACAGAAUGCCAGUUGCUGGUACCCAGGCAGCUACUUAACCCAUUGUGCCAGCAUGACAGCCCCAAAAGACAGAAUUUUGUAUAUAUUAUACAUGUGGUCCUGUCUCUUCAUGACACUGAUUAAUAUAAGUCCAGGGAGCCAGUCAUAUCAUAAGUACCAUUGUUUAUCCAAAUUCUUGAAGAAGUGCAAGUGAAUGUAAAUGCAGUUCCUGAGAAUGCACAGGAUUGCUUAGUACCCAGUGCAGUACAGCCUGAUUCAAGAAUCUGAUGGGAUCCAAAUAGGUGUCCGUUACCUGUCACCACCAGAGUGAAUUAUAGGUGUUAAUCAAUACGUGUGGGACUAAGCCUUUCCACUUCUCCUCAUCCCAUUGCCUUUGUCCCUCUCAGGUUCAUGAGACCUCUCUGAGCAAAUCAUAUCAGAAGCCAGGUCAUGUAUGGUUAAGGAACAUAAGGAUCACAUCACGUGGCAGUUUCUCCUCUCUUUAUGUUAACCUAGUAGGGUCAAGGAGUCCAGAAUACCCUUAACAUUUUACUUUGAUUUGAAUUUAAAGAAAAAAAAAUCUUAAAAAAAAAAAAAAGAUUUAGUCAUUGUUUUACCUCAGGUGCUGGGGUGCAGAUGUCAGGUGAUCAGAGCAGGAUUCUUCUACACGAUCCCUGAAGGAGAACAGCAUCCACCUAACAACCCGCAAGGCCGUCAGAGGCCUAGGGUGCAGCAGCCUUCCUUUGAUUCCUGUCCGGAGGCCAUCCGGCCUUGACUGGGCCCUUCCAUCUUUCUGUCCCUUCCAGUUCUUAGUUUGCAGAGAAGACAGUGCUGUGGUGGUGCUGGGUUGUGAUGCUCAGGGGGUCAGCUCCAUGGGUCUGUAUGCGCAUCAGCCUUCCAUUGCAGGAGCAGGCAGGAAGCAACUUCCUUCCCACCUUGAGGAGCCUCUCAGCUUCUCACGACUAGCCAGGUGUAAGUGGACUUUCUAGUCUGACACUGUUUGCUUCCUUCCUAAUAGUGAAAAUCUGGAGAUCUGACAUGGAGAGAUUUUGUAGCUGUGUGACAAAACCACCUGAAGAAGGUUAAAUGCAUUUGUCCUUUUGUAUAAAUAAUUUCUGUAACCUAAUUCCCAGGGUGCCCUUGGCUCUCCUGGCAUUCUAGGCAAGCAAAAAAUGUUUGUUAUCACUGUGUGGUUGGACAAAAAAGAAGAGUAGUAGUUUUUCCUUUCCCGUCUACACUUAGGAAGAAUUGUUGAGUGUUUCACACAGGUAAAACUGGCUUAGUCCAAAAUGGUUGUGAGGAAGGAGGUAUGAAAAUCAAGGAUUCUUUUUGGCUGUUGAGCCCAGAAGUUAACAGACUUCGUUUUUUCCUGUCUGCAGCAGCCCCACAACCUGUAAAUGUGCUGCUGCUUGUUUAAGAUGAAGAUGCAGUACCAAGCCCCUUCAUCAAAAUGCCUUCCACAGGGAGAAGUGCAUGUCCCUUCCUCUCCUCGGUGUGAGCCACAGGAAGUGAGCACUUAGGCUUGCAGCCCAGGGCUGGGUGCCCAGCCAGGUGGCCCACUUGGAGGCUAGGCUUCUCCUCCCUGUUACACAGAAGUGAUGCCGUGGGUUGCCAGCAAUCCCUCUGCUUUGCUAGUGUAGAAAAUGCAAUUCUUUGGACGUUGCUUGUGACUUCCAUUUGCCUAGCUCCCUCCCUUGCAGAUUGUUUUCUGUGGAGGAAAGCCAAGGGUCUCGUGGGUUCCUAGUGAAGAAUGUUAUUUCUUGUCUCUGGUGAAGCAGGAGCUGACCCAUUUGUGGUCCACACUUGGCAGCGACUUGGUCGGGAAAGCUGUGGGCAGGGAUUUAUUUACUGCACAGUCUACCAGAUGAAUGACCCUAAUCUGCUUCUUCCUGGAAUGAUGGGUUAUAAUCACCUGACCUAAAAGAAUACGUUGGCACUUCCAGUGUGUGUCCUCUGUUCUUCACGGAGCAGUAGCAGGGCUGAGGAAUGAAUGAAUCCCUCCAUGCGUGAGGACACUCGCACCGAGUUGCUUCUGUGACAGCAUUCCCAGCUUCCUCCCACAUCGCUUGCCAAGAGACUAGGGGACUGCCUAGGGUGGCGCUGUGACUUGUCUUCACCCUCUACCUUAGGCCUUGUUGCCUCAGUGAUGUGAAACCGAUGGUUGGAAUUAUAAAAAGCAUCCUUGCUGGGCAUCGCUGUGCGUGCAACCAGCAUGGCGCAGGCUUGAUGAUCCCUCUCUGGGUAACAGAAAGAGAAGGGGGAAGCGGGAGAGCCGUAGCUUGUGGGAGCGCCCAGACGCUCUGUUGGCCCAUGGUUGCCUCACUAAGUUCCCCUGUAAACUGGAAUUUGCAAGAGGUGCUAUGAUUAUAACUCUUUCCGUUGCUAUAAUGUUCAAAUGACCUGAGAAAAUGAGAGAAAGGGAAGUGUAAAUAAAAAUGUAUCAGUUGUAGUAAUGUGUUCAAAUGUCACUUUCUCCCUUCCCCUGCUUCCCCUUUUGUCAGGUGAUUGUUAUUUUUUUACUUUUAUUUUUUUACAUUAUUGGAUGACUGUGAAGCUGUAGUGGGUGUGCACAUUUGGAGAGCGCAUGUUUAAGAACCGAAGGGAACUGUUUGCGAUGACUGAAUCAUCCCAUGCCAAUGUUGUUUUGCCCCAAUAAAAUACUCAGAAAGGUA
Ochotona curzoniae (black-lipped pika) is the source of this 6477-nucleotide messenger RNA. RefSeq names its product serine palmitoyltransferase long chain base subunit 2 (gene SPTLC2). The coding region runs from base 104 to 1795 and encodes 563 amino acids. Gene Ontology annotation, molecular function: serine C-palmitoyltransferase activity; pyridoxal phosphate binding. The record is from RefSeq and is a predicted model, not a curated record. Gene Ontology annotation, biological process: ceramide biosynthetic process; sphingosine biosynthetic process. The transcript is spliced from 12 exons. Lineage: Eukaryota; Metazoa; Chordata; Mammalia; Lagomorpha; Ochotonidae. Gene Ontology annotation, cellular component: serine palmitoyltransferase complex.